Messenger RNA from Racocetra persica, 885 nucleotides. The record is from the annotation of a GenBank genome assembly. NCBI's taxonomy places the organism in Eukaryota, Fungi, Glomeromycota, Glomeromycetes, Diversisporales, Gigasporaceae.
AUGAUUGCUUGUUCUACAAAUUAUCUAGAUAAUGAUAAACAAUUAAUGUUACGACCCAAUAAUCAAAAUGAUUCUUUGAACUCAUCUGCUAUUUUCUCAUAUGGCCCCAACCAUGAGCUGGAUAUUGACAUAGAAAACUCUAGCUUAAGGCAUAAUAUUGUUCGUGAACUGUUCAAAGGGAAUAUUUCUUCUCCUAUUCAUGAUGAAUUACAACUUGGUGGGCUUAGAAUAUUAGAUGUUGGAUGUGGUUCAGGUACUUGGUUAUUUGAAGUAUCAUCCGAUUAUCCACUUUGUGAAUGCAUUGGAAUGGAUAGGACCAAGCCUUUUAUUGACAAUAGACCAAAGAAUGUGAAUUUUGUUCUGGCUAACAUUCUGGAAGAAUUUCCAUUAUGCGAUAAUUCAUUCGACUUCGUAUACGUGCGUAACUUAUCAUAUGAUUUAACAGAAUUUCAAUGGACUCAUUUAAUUAAUGAAUGUAUUCGAGUCUUAAAACCUGGUUGUUAUUUUGAGGUAACAGAAACCGAGCUUUAUAUGAACAAUACCGGACCUAUUAUGAAAAAGAUGGUGGGCAAUGUGCUCAAAUUUCUUUCUUCCAAGGGUAUAAACCUUCAAAUAAUCGGUAGAAUUCAAGAAAUUCUAGAGUCUACUCAAAAGUUACAGAAAGUUACUCAUAUUGUUCGCCCAUUUCCCAUGGGUUCUUGGCGCAAAGAGCUGAGAUACGCAUGCGAGACAUAUAGUUGUGACAUAAUGCGUGGCAUCUCUGCAAAAUUUGGAGGUGUGAAGACAAAAAAAGAAAAUGAAGAAAUGUUACAAAGGCUUGUUGCAGAGGCCAAUAAUUAUGGAUCAUAUUUUAAUAUACACAAAUUUUACGGAAAAAAGAUUUAA